Messenger RNA from Trichomonas vaginalis G3, 1020 nucleotides. Its product is annotated as endoplasmic reticulum-plasma membrane tethering. The record is from RefSeq and is a predicted model, not a curated record. The transcript has a single exon. Gene Ontology annotation, molecular function: calcium ion binding. The coding region runs from base 1 to 1020 and encodes 339 amino acids. Lineage: Eukaryota; Parabasalia; Trichomonadida; Trichomonadidae.
AUGACACAGUUACAUGUAAGGGUUAUCGAAGCAAAAGAGCUUCCUAAGAUGGAUACUUUCGGAAAAUGUGAUUGCUUUGCUAUCCUUCAAUUAAAUACUUCUCGCAAUAUUCAGAAAACUCGUGUAAUUCCAGGAACAUACACUCCAGUCUGGAAUGAAGAUUUUCAUUUUCCUUUAGAAGAUAUAACUAUUGAUACUCUUACCGUGUUCUUAAAGGAUGAUGACAAAGGCAGUUCUGAUGAUCCGAUCAGUUUAAUUAAAAUCCCAGUAAGUCAAUUUCCGGCUGGCGAUGUAGUUGAUAAAUGGUAUUCGUUGACACCAGUCAAAGGCGUUAAAAAAGGAGGUCAGGUCAGACUAAAAAUCCAAAUCGCCCCACUCGGAGCUCCUCCGUUCGUACCGAUACAGAAUGGAGCGCCAUCAUCCGCACCACAACCAGCAUCUCCUCUUCCAAGUACUAUUAAAGUAGAUGCAACAACAAAUGCUUCACAGCCUGUAAUUAACGCACCUCCUCCAGCUCAAACGCCACCACAACAGCCAGCAAAUACGAAUACGUAUUCACAACAGCCACAAAAUUUCCAGCAAAAUCUUCAACAGCAACCUGACCUCAGCAAAUACCAAACACAACCACAGCAACCAGCUUACAAUCAAUGUCCGCAGCAAAUGCCGCCACAACAAAAUCCACAAUAUCAAUAUCCUCCUCAGCAGCCAGGAAUGUAUCCACAACAGCCACAAAUGCAAUACCCUCAACAAACUAUGCAAUACCAGCAAAAUCCAAUGGCAGUUGCCCAACCUCCAACUGGAAUGUAUCCACAACAACAGCUAGGAUACCAAUACCCACAGCAACAAGCUGGUUAUCCACCACAACAACCAUUGCAAUACCCACAGCAGCCAGGAUAUCAAUAUCCGCCACAACAAGCUGGAUAUCCUCAACAACCAGGCAUGUAUCCACCACAACAAGGUUAUCAGUACCCUCAAAAUGGAUAUCCUCAGCAAGGAUAUCAAUAUCAACAAACUUAUUAA